AUGCCGCCGCCACGGCGAAAGCGGAAGGCGGCCCCAUCCGAGCCACGGCGGCACCCACCGUCCCGCCUGGAAUUUCAUGCCAUAGUGGACGGCGCGUGGUACGAGGCACGCGUGGCUAUACAAUGCGGCGCGCUGCGGGUCAUGUACGAGGAGUUCCUCGAGGAGCAGGACGAGUGGUACGACCCCACCGCGCUCGCCGCUUCCUCCGCGUGGGAUGUAGCCAAGCUCCGUGCCAGGUUCUGUGUGCCAUCCACACCCCUAGAAGACACCCAGUGUCGCGAUCUCCAUGCCGGCGCGCGGCUCUAUGUCUCUUGUUCGCUCGACGACGACAACCUCAAGUUCUACGACGUCGUCCUCGAUUCGGUGUUUACAGCGGCUCACCAGAUCGCUAAUGGCAUGGAGCGGUGCGUGUGCCGUUUUGCGGUGCAGUGGUCAGAUGGACCGCAUGCUGGGAGCAUGGAGGAGGUCAGCAUUGAGCGGGUUUGCUGCUUGCAGUCCUCGCCGGUGCAAGAUCCAGUGCUUAUCGAGUUCCUAGACGGCGUGACCAAGCUGGUCGGGGAUACCAACGGGGAAACGAUGUCUCAGGAGAUCCGCGCCGCACCGGCAGCCGAAGGCGGCGUCCCUGCAAACGCGCCACCGGGAUUUCAACGGAAAUUUGGGUCCAGCAAGUAG
This is a messenger RNA of Zea mays, 672 nucleotides long. RefSeq lists its product as uncharacterized. The coding region runs from base 1 to 672 and encodes 223 amino acids. Gene Ontology annotation, molecular function: chromatin binding. The transcript is spliced from 4 exons. The record is from RefSeq and is a predicted model, not a curated record. NCBI's taxonomy places the organism in Eukaryota, Viridiplantae, Streptophyta, Magnoliopsida, Poales, Poaceae.